Molecule: messenger RNA, 655 nt
Organism: Phytophthora nicotianae INRA-310
Lineage: Eukaryota; Oomycota; Peronosporomycetes; Peronosporales; Peronosporaceae
Exons: 1
Coding region: 96-500 (134 amino acids)
Source: RefSeq, a predicted model, not a curated record
GUCCAGCUCACAGCGUUUCGCCAUUGUGAUUAGCGCAGGCAUCGCUGUUGUCCUUGCAACGGCAGAGCGCUCUGACUCCAUCUCCUUAGCUGCCAAUGGCCGACUUGAAACAUUCUCCAAGAAGACAUCAAGCUGCCAAGCUAGUUUUCUCAAUCGUUUGCUUAAAUCAUAGCCAUGCAGGCCUCGCAGCUCUUCGAAUCUUUCAUCUCGGCUUUCAUGAACGUCCCGCAGGUGGAUGGCCGCAAUGCGCGCGUGCCGGUGGACCUGAGCGUCACCUCCAAGAAGGCCCGCACCCGCGUGCACACCAAGCAGAACGACGGCGCCUAUUGGGCCUCCGUUCCGCAGCUGCCCGUGACAGCAUCGUGCAGAUAAACAUCUCGCGACCAACAACCUGCUAUCGGAUCUCUGCAAACGUUGUGGUUGCGUCUGUGCGCCGACGUCAAGUGCGACACUGCUCCCGAUCGUGUGCUGGUUGUAUUUUAUUUACUUCCCAGCUUUAGUCUCCCCGCUAGACUUUAUCUAAAUCGUAAUGAAUUGUAGAUUGCAUUGACGUUUUGGCUUCGUACAGAUAGUUGAAGUGGAUUGGUUUCAUUUGCAUGCGAUGCUUUGCUUAUUUCAGAAUACACAAUGCUACUUGCAUCGAAUAUGCAUACAG